AUGCUGCUGAAAACGUUCGUCUCGAUCCUAGUUAUAAAUGGCGUGUUGGCGAGCGGUGAAAAGUUCUUUCGUCGCGACUAUACGUACAACGCGGAAUAUGACGCUUUCUAUAAAUUGCAUUGGGACGAUAAGUCCAGCACUUGGGAAGAAGCCUUUCUGACCUGCGAUGACGAGGGAGGUAAAUUGUUUUACCCCAAACACACGGAAGAGUGGAAAGUCGCCGCUAAUCUGUCAGACUCUCUGGUAGACGUGGAUAACAUCUUCGUUGGCGUCCGUGAUGAAUUUGGUGCCGGGGACUUCGUCUCCAUUGAAGGUGCCAAAAUUGGAUUGUCUGAAGAUGAACGCAGACAGGACGAGGACUGUAAAGUAAUACGGUUGGCGCAAUCUUCCAAUAAUUAUGAUGAUGACAAUAACAUGAAACAUAUUGACACAUCCUGCAACCUUACUUUACCAUUUAUUUGUGAAAUGAAAGUUAAAGUU
Molecule: messenger RNA, 480 nt
Organism: Iphiclides podalirius (scarce swallowtail)
Lineage: Eukaryota; Metazoa; Arthropoda; Insecta; Lepidoptera; Papilionidae
Source: the annotation of a GenBank genome assembly